AAAAUAAUAUCGAAAUUUUAGGCAUACCCGUGUAAAUUCGUCACAAGUGACGUCAAAGUUGAAAGGAAACUAAAAUAGAUUGAGUCUGUAGCUUAAAGAAAAAGACGACUUCUUUAAUGCCUCCUAAGUUGUGAAUCUGAAAACUUUCUUCUCUCUCAACUAUAAGUGGAAGCUAUCAUAUGAGUAUAGACCAUUAAUUCUUUCAAUUCUAACCACAUUUAAACUAAGGGUAAGACGAAUUCCAACAUGUCCACACUACAAUCCCACCUCCUCGCCUAUCCCUUCCCAUCAUCAGGUCACGUGAUCCCCCUCAUCGACUUUACCAAAAAUCUAGUCACUCGCGGCGUACACGUCACCAUUUUAGUAACUCCAUCAACCCAAAACCUAGUCCCCACCAACUUUUCCCCUCUUCUCCAAACCCUCCUUCUUCCCGCACCUCAAUUCCCAAACCCAAACCAAAACUGGCUCGUCAACGUCGUCUCUUUCAUGCGCCAAUAUCAUUACCCGAUCCUCAUUGAGUGGGCUCAGGCCCAACCUUUACCCCCUUCAGCCAUCAUCUCUGACUUCUUCCUUGGCUGGACUCACCAUCUCGCACGUGACCUCCACGUGCCACACCUAGUCUUCUCCCCUUCUGGCGCCUUCGCAUUCUCCGUCACUGUCUCCAUGUGGCGCCUCUUACCUCAAAACGACAAACCGGAGGAUCCCAAUUUAGUCGUUUCGUUACCAAACCUACCGAAUUCUCCAGUUUAUCCCUGGUGGCAAAUCUCUCACUUGUUUAGAGACAACAGAGGGGAACCAGAUUGGGAGAUCAUAAAAAACGACUUUCUUCUUAAUCUCGACGCUUGGGGCGUUGUUUUUAACUCUUUCGUUGAUUUGGAAACAGAUUACUUUGAUCACUUGAAGAAAGAACUCGGGCACGAAAGAGUAUGGACCGUAGGCCCAGUUUUGCCGCUUGAAUCCGGUCCAGAAGAAAGAGGUGGAUCCAGCACCGUCCCAUGCAACGAUCUCACCGCGUGGCUCGACGCACGCGACGACGGUUCAGUGGUUUAUGUUUGCUUCGGAAGCCGAACGUUUCUCACGACUGCACAGAUGGAAAUACUGACAAGUGCCCUGGAGUUAAGUGGGGUCCAGUUCAUAUUAUCGGUGAGAGGUCCGGAUGUGCGACACGUGGCGCAAGAUUGUAGCGGGAUACCGAGUGGCUUCGCCGAACGGGUGAGGGAUAAGGGGUUUGUGAUUGAAGGGUGGGCCCCGCAGUUGGUGAUUUUGGGCCACCGUGCAGUGGGCGCGUUUUUGACUCACUGCGGGUGGAACUCGGUGUUAGAAGGUUUGGUUUCUGGUGUGGUAAUGCUGACGUGGCCAAUGGGUGCGGAUCAAUACACGAACGCGAAGCUGUUGGUGGACCAGUUAGGUGUGGCGGUUCGAGUCGCAGAAGGGGAAGAGAAGGUUCCAGAAGCAAACGAAUUUGCGAAGAGAAUAAAAGCGUCUCUUGGAAAGACGAAGGAGAGGGUGCGGGCUGAAGAGUUAAAAGAUGCUGCCUUAGGUUCCAUCAAGAAAAGUGGAAGUUCUCAGAAGCAGUUAGAUGCAUUGGUGAAGGAGCUCAAUGAAGUUAAGAAUCACCAAUGAUGUAAGAUUUGAGUGUUUAAAAAUAAAUUGACUUACAGGUUCUUUGAGUCAAAAUUAGUCAAAAUUAAGUGAAAGGGGGAUUAGAUUCAAAAUCUUUGCAAUGUAGGAAUGAGAAAUACAAAAAUAAGGAAAGAAGUAGGGCCAUGCAUUACUACAUAUGUUGGACAGACCCGACCAAGUCAACCUGGAUCACCCAAAAAUUCGGUUUGUGUUGAAUAAAUGAGUGCGAACGGACGGUUUAAAAAAUUUGAAUUAAAUUCUUGAUUUUGCAAAAUA
Cicer arietinum (chickpea) is the source of this 1899-nucleotide messenger RNA. RefSeq names its product UDP-glycosyltransferase 89B2 (gene UGT89F1). NCBI's taxonomy places the organism in Eukaryota, Viridiplantae, Streptophyta, Magnoliopsida, Fabales, Fabaceae. The record is from RefSeq and is a predicted model, not a curated record. Gene Ontology annotation, molecular function: UDP-glucosyltransferase activity.